GUCCUCAAAGACACGGAAGAGUUUGAACCGCAGCUUUAUCUUUAUUUAAACCUUAAAUUUAAUCUGAUGUGUUCAGGUGUAAACUCAGGUUCAGUUGAGUGAAAACACCAACAGACUCAGACAUUUAGAACAAACUAAGAGUCAGAUCAGCAGAAACAGAGAACACGGACAUGUCUGCUGUAACUGCAUCACUCUGCUCCACACUGAUGUUUGUCCUGUUCGUCUCUGCAGACCAGAAAAUCAUCACAGCUGAGUCUGGACAGGACGUCACUCUGACAUGUCGAGCUCCAAACAACAACUUCAUAGUUGUAGAGUGGAACAGAGCUGACCUGGGAGAUAAACAUGUGUUUUUGUACCGGGAUGGACACUUUGUUCCAGAAGGCCAGCAUCCAUCUUUUAAGAACCGGGUGGAUCUGCAGGACAGACAGAUGAAGGAUGGAGACAUGUCUUUGAUUCUGAAGGAUGUGACGAUUAAUGACACUGGAACAUAUGAGUGUCGUGUUGCCCAAAAAGAAACAAACCAAGAGAGACCCAGAUUGAAGCUCAUCAACAGCACCUACCUUCAUGUUGAUCCUCCAGGUCACACAGGAGGACCUGUUGGACUGAUUGCUGGUCUGUCAGUUUCUGCUGUGCUUCUUGUUGUUGCUGUUGUUGGUUUCUUUAUCUACAGAAGAUGUAAACUGAAUCCUGCUGAUCCACAUGUAGCAGAGCGUCUUCAGCCUGAUUAGAUGAAAAACAUCCCAGCUGAGUCUGGACAGGACAUCACUCUGACAUGUCGAGCUGUAAAAAACAUGAGUCCCGUCACUGGAACUGUAAAUCUGAGUUUCUAUGAAGUGCUGCAGAUUGAGUUUUUUAACUGAAUGAUGCACUCAGAGUUUAUUUGUUUGUUCAUUAAUAACACAAAUGUUACAAAUGUUGAUUGUUUUCCUUCAUUCAGGUAUUUUAACACUAUUAUUUGUGAUUAAAAAGUGUAGCUGCUUGUUUUGUAUGUUUGGUCUUGUAUGUGUGUUUGUGUUUCCUGCUGCUCACACACAGGAUUAGAAAAGCCUGAAAACUCAGUGAUCACAGAGUCUGUGAGCUCCAAAUGUUUGCAUGUAGGACAGAGAACAAAGGUCAGUGUGUGAGUGUCUCUGUGUUUGAAUUAAUAAACUACUGGAUUAGUCUGAUCCUGUUAUCAUCCUCUGUUAUUUCAUCAAUGAGUCUCAGUCACUCAUCGUAAAUGACCUCAUUAAUAUUUUCCUUCAUAGACUGUUUCAUACGUGCAUAUUAUUCUGUUGUAGCUUGGACACAGCUAAUGUUUUUAUUUGGAAAGUAGAACGACCAGGUGUCAAGCAUCAGUCAAUGCAAACUGUACAGCAGCACGAGCUCCAACGUACAGAGAGGUUUGCUCAGUAGUUAAGAAAUGGGAAAAAGGCUGUUAAGGUGGAAUUCUAAGUUGCAAAUAGUUCCCUUCACCUGGUUGAUGAGGGAACAAAGUUGGUGUCAAAGUUUUUUGUGUAAAUGUGGACUUUGUUAUUUCACGGAGCAUAAAGCUGCUGACGGCUACUGAGUGUAACGGUUAAGUUUUCACCCACUAGAGGGCGCUCACGCACCUCGGUAAAUUUGUCAUGUUUGGUCAGCGAUGCAAAGGUUUACAAGAUUCACUGUUAUAUGUUAUUUAAGGUCAAAGACAAUCGUAGUAUGGUGUAUUUUAUCUCCGGGUAUAGAAAAGGUAAGAGGCUAAAUGUUAGAAGGGUUGAAUAAAUAUACACUGCAAAAGCACUCGAUGUUCAAGGGCCUUAAAGGUGUAAUUAUUUAAAGUAAUUCAUUUAUGAUUAAUAAGGAAAAAGGUUAAAACUAACACAAUGUUUCAGUUAUGAAUGGUAAUUUUUUUCUGUACGUUUUGUAGCUUUUACUGUGUGAUCACAUACACGGCUGUUCAGUAAAAGGAUUGUGAACCAUCAGUUUGGAGACCAUCUUUUCAUCCUGGGAUGCUGUGCUCGUUUCUUCACUUUAAAUUAUUCCUUUUUAAUUUGUGCCAUUGGCAGAGACGAUAAAUCAUGUGACCUUCAUCAUAUCACAUGUCACCACAGAUUUAAAUGUAGGUUUGAUGUCUCUGUGUGUUUGUUAUUUACACUGUGGAUUUUUGUCAUAUACUGAGGUUUGAAACAU
Molecule: messenger RNA, 2151 nt
Organism: Pelmatolapia mariae (spotted tilapia)
Lineage: Eukaryota; Metazoa; Chordata; Actinopteri; Cichliformes; Cichlidae
Product: programmed cell death 1 ligand 1-like
Exons: 4
Coding region: 171-728 (185 amino acids)
Biological process (GO): T cell receptor signaling pathway; regulation of cytokine production
Cellular component (GO): external side of plasma membrane
Molecular function (GO): signaling receptor binding
Source: RefSeq, a predicted model, not a curated record